Molecule: messenger RNA, 2091 nt
Organism: Asparagus officinalis (garden asparagus)
Lineage: Eukaryota; Viridiplantae; Streptophyta; Magnoliopsida; Asparagales; Asparagaceae
Product: probable GTP-binding protein OBGC2
Exons: 11
Coding region: 77-1609 (510 amino acids)
Cellular component (GO): mitochondrion
Molecular function (GO): GTP binding; GTPase activity
Source: RefSeq, a predicted model, not a curated record
AGAUCUCUCGCUACGAGCCGGCGGGGUUCAUCUUCACCAUCAUCAUCAGAACAGUCCCACGUCUGGGCUUGGCCCCAUGGCCCUCGUGCUCCCUUCUUCCUCCCUGCGCUUCCUCAGACCCUUCUCCUCCUCCUCCUCUGCUCAAAUCUCACUUCCUCUUCCCCUCAACACUCGCAGGGAUAAGCAUUGGAGAUAUAGUUCUACAAACAUCCAAUAUCAUGUAAUAAAUUGUAGAUCGGCGAGGGUCAAGGAAUCUCCUCCAACUAAUUCUGAAGCUUUGAUAAAGGAGCCACACAAAUAUUUUGAUCAGGUUAUCAUCACUGUUCGUUCUGGAGAUGGAGGCCAUGGUGCAGUCCUCAGCAUGCACAAUGAGAUAACAACAUCUAAAUCUCAGGGAAGACAUGAGAAGAAAUCAAAGAGAAAAGGCUCUUAUAAAAGGGAUUCAGAUGGUUCGCUAAUCCUACCAAUGGGUGGACAUGGUGGCGAUAUAGUCAUAUAUGCUGAUGAAAGCAAAGAAUCUCUCUUGGAAUUUCACAAAAAGCGCCGCUACUGUGCAAAGAGAGGGGGAAAUGUCGAUGCAAUGGGUGCUUUGACAUCGCAUUUGCAUGAUGGAUUUGCUGCACAAACAUUACGAAUACCGGUGCCUGUAGGUACAGUUGUGAAGCGCAAGAAGGGAACGUUCCUAGCGGAUUUGGCAUGUCCAGGGGAUGAGAUUCUUGUUGCCAGGGGUGGACAAGGUGGGAUUAGUCUGUUAGAGAUGCCUGAACACAAAAGAAAAAGAUUGAACGCGUUAUCUAGUAAUGUAAUGAGAGAUGACAGUGACAAGGUUUUAGUUCUUGGUCAGCCUGGUGAGGAGGUUAGCUUAGAAUUAAUAUUACGAGUAGUUGCUGAUAUCGGUCUUGUGGGACUCCCAAAUGCCGGAAAAUCAACUCUUUUGGGAGCACUAACUCUGGCAAAACCAGACAUUGCCGACUACCCUUUUACAACCUUGAUGCCAAACCUUGGACGUCUUGAUGGUGAUCCUACUUUAGGGGCACUGAAGUUUUCCUCUCAAGCAACAUUAGCAGAUUUGCCUGGUUUAAUUGAAGGUGCUCAUUUAGGAAAGGGUCUUGGUCGUAAUUUCUUGAGACAUUUAAGGAGAACUCAGCUGUUAGUUCAUGUUGUCGAUGCUGCUGCAGAGGACCCUUUAAAUGAUUAUAAGACUGUCAAGGAGGAAUUGCGGAUGUACAACCCUAAUUAUCUUGAACGACCUUAUAUUGUAGUGUUGAAUAAGAUUGAUCUUCCAGAGGCUCGGGAUAGACUUCCAAUAUUAAUGCAAGAAAUUUCAUCACUUGGAUGCAAAGUGACAACCAAACUAGAAAUGGGUGGGACACUGUCCAUUGAAAGUAAGGAGCCACAGAUGCAAUCAUUAGCAUCUGAUGGGGAAGCGACAAACGAAAAAAAGAUUGAGGAUUAUCCACGGCCUCUUGCCGUUGUGGGUGCUAGUGUGCUAAAGCGCAUCAAUAUUGAUCAUAUGCUGAAGGAAAUAAGAGCAGCCCUAAGGACAUGUCAGGGUCUUGAAAAAAUGGUGGAACAAGGGACCGUACAAGAUCUUGCUAGCUAUAUGUAGCUACAGGGAAGAACCAAACUGAAACUAUUGCUUGUGCUCCCUCACCUCGGAAGCAAACUGUCUUCAUGACAGUUUUCCAGAAGAUUUCUCUUCAGCAAUUAAUCAUUACUGGGAAGUAUUUCCUAUAUAAAGCGAAUACCUUUGUUACAUCAUAAAAUGACAUAACCCUGGAAACCAGAAAUUAUGCAUGGGAGGAUGAGGAGUCCAUGGUUGAGCACCCUGUAUAGAAUAGCUGGAUUUCUAUGCAAAAAAGUGGAGCAAUCUGCAUCGCGAGCUCUCUGUAAUUCAAUUGUUCGAUGUUGAGGGUCUCCUAUAUGUGCAUAUAAACCUUGUUCUGUUCAUUGUAACCAUUUCUGGCAGUACGUUCCCUUUUUGUAUAAUAUUUCGGGGUUCUUGACUUCUUGCACUUGCAUCAAAAGUAGUAGUGAAAUUACAGAUAUUUUGCACACGACUACGGUUAUACUAACGAAGUCAAAUCUAAA